GGUGAGGAGUGGAACCGUCGCCCGGUUGUGCACCUGACACCAUGGUUGACACACGUGGUGGGAAGAGUACUACCCCUUACACCCAGGCUCAGGAGGAGCGAUUCGCCGCCAUCCUGAGAGAAAGAAGGGAGAAAAAGGAGAAGAAAGAGCUCCUCAAGCAAGCGAAGCUGAAGGCGAUAGCUGAGGAGCAGGCGGCGAAGAAGAGGAAAUGGGAAAAAAAGAUGAUCAGAUUGGAGCUCCUCAAGCAAGCGAAGCUAAAGGUGAUAGCUGAGGAGCAGGCGGCGAAGAAGAAGAAAUGGGAAGAAAAGAUGAUCAGAUUGCAACAGCAGGAUGAAGAAAAAAGAAGGGCUUCCAAAGAAGAAGCAGCAGCAGAGGAGGAAGAAGUAGAAGAAGAACCCAUCGAAAGGAGGCAUGGGGGAGAGAGCGGAGAAACUAGUGGCACGAUGGCAGAGGAUAAGUGGAUGGAAAAGAAGAUCAGUGAGUGGGUGGCUAACUUAUCGCUGGGAGAAGAUGAGGAGGCAAUGUUGUACGUGCCUCAGGAGGAGAAAGAAGCAUUCGCCAGGGAGCUGGAAGCUAAGGAGGACCCCCUGGAACGCCAGACGAUGGAAGACGAGAAGAGAUUGGAGUGGAAAUUGCGUCUUGCAAGGGAAAAGAAGAGGAGGAGGGGGGAGGCCAACCGGAUGAACAUCAGGCCAAUAAGGGUCCGGAAGUGACCCUCCACUCCAUCCGUCUUUAGAGAGUUUGCGCGUGCCGUGGUAACCCACGUCGGGACCGAAGUUAAAAGGUUGAAGGAAGGCGAGAAGUUAUGUGCCGGCGCCAUUGAAGGCGCCAAGGUAGUGGCUGCAACAAAAGCCUAAACGCGAC
Messenger RNA from Chara braunii, 864 nucleotides. The record is from the annotation of a GenBank genome assembly. NCBI's taxonomy places the organism in Eukaryota, Viridiplantae, Streptophyta, Charophyceae, Charales, Characeae.